Lactuca saligna is the source of this 366-nucleotide messenger RNA. The record is from the annotation of a GenBank genome assembly. NCBI's taxonomy places the organism in Eukaryota, Viridiplantae, Streptophyta, Magnoliopsida, Asterales, Asteraceae.
AUGAUAUACAGAGUGAAAUUAAUAUUUGGGAAAAUUUGGAAUCGUAUCGAAUCAAUCGAUCAACUCCAAUCGAAUAAGAUCGGAGAUAUUGAUUAUAAGAAGAUGGAGGAGAAUUCGAAUUCGAAUUCGAGCAACGACUCGAACGAAAAGCCCGGAUUGGCGAGUAGGGUAGGUAAUAAUGUGGCAUCGGCGUUUUUCGCAUCUCUGGAAAGUUGCUCGUGCGUUAACCUAACCACCGCCGAUUCCGACGACGAGGAUGAACUGGAGGAAGAAGAAGCCAAAGAGCAGGCUAUUAUGAUGGCUCAUCUUCAAUCGACGGUCUCCGAUAAAAAUGCUCCUGCCUCCGUCGAGAAUCUCCCCGUCUGA